UUGUGUCGAAAUAUUUAAAUAUUUUAACUUUUCCAAUAUGGCUGGUAAUGAGGCUGGACAUGGUGCUAUUGUCAGAAAUAGAGAUUUGAUUGAUGUGUGGAUAGAAGCACCGAGAGGAAAUAGAAAACAGGUGGUUUAUGAAAAGAUAUUAUCUCUUAUUGAUAUAACAGAUGAACCUUCCAAACAUCUUAAAAAAAACAACGACGAAUUUCUGUUUCUUAUAGUAAUGACGCCACUCAGAUUGAUUGAUAUGGAAACGAAUAAGGUAUUAUGGAAAAAUGAGAGCCCUUCAUCUACUUUAUAUUGUAGGCCGAUCAAGUUUUUAUUUAAAAAGGAAAAUGCUGAUUUAGUGCGGAAUACGGAAAAGGAAAUAAUAACAAAAAUUGAAAAUACGAUUCCAAUUGAGAUUAAAACAAAAGAAGGGCACUCUUAUAUAAUUGACGUUGAUAUGAUGUUAACAAUGUUGGACGGCAUUGUUGGAGACGUUCUAUCAGAGACAAAUUCAACUAUGAAGUGCAUCAUUUGCGGAGCCACACCCAAGGACAUGAACACGUUAGCAGGGAUUAACCGUCCUCCUAACGUAGACAAUUACCGGUUUGGUUUGUCAACUUUACACUGCUGGAUUCGUUUUUUUGAAUGCUUACUCCAUAUUGAAUACCGCCUGCCAAUUAAAUCUUGGCAGGUUCGUGGGCCUGAAAACAAAGCUAUAGUCGAAGCAAACAAAAAACGAAUCCAAGCAGAGUUCAGAGCCAAGCUGUCUCUACUAGUUGACAACCCAAAACCCGGGUAUGGCUCCUCAAAUGAUGGCAAUACGGCCAGAAUUUUUUUCCACAAUCCACAAACAAGUUCAGAUAUCACAGGGGUUGACAGGGAAUUAAUCGAGAAAUUUGCGAUCAUCUUAGGAGUGUUAGCUAGUGGUUGA
Molecule: messenger RNA, 922 nt
Organism: Acanthoscelides obtectus
Lineage: Eukaryota; Metazoa; Arthropoda; Insecta; Coleoptera; Chrysomelidae
Source: the annotation of a GenBank genome assembly